AUGCAGCCGCGGCCCGUCACGGCGGUGGCGGUGGCGGCGGGCGCCUCCGCGCCGUUCCCGCCGUCAUGGGCGCACCGGAUCCGCUCGGCGGCGUCGCAGGGGCACCACUUCCACGCCAUCGCCCUCUUCCUCCAGAUGCGCGCAUCGACCCCCGCGCCGCCCCGCUCCUCCGUCCCGGCCUCCCUCCCGGCCGCGCUCAAGUGCUGCACCGUGCUCGGCCUCCGCGCCCUCGGCGCCUCCCUCCACGCGCUCGCGCUCCGCUCCGGCGCCUUCGCCGAUUGCUUCACCGCCAACGCGCUCCUCAACCUCUACUGCAAGCUCCCGCCGCCGUCGUGUCCCUCCCCCGAGACGCAUGGCGCAGCAGGCCAAUCCGAAUCCGCUGCAUUUCACUGGGCGCGGAAGGUGUUUGACGAAAUGCCCGAGAAGGACGCGGUGUCCUGGAACACGCUGGUAAUGUGGUGCGCGGAGAACGGGAGGCACCAAGAGGCCCUGGGGUUGGUCAGGGAGAUGUGGGGAGAUGGGUGUAAGCCGGACUCGUUUACCUUGUCGAGCGUGCUGCCCAUCUUUGCCGAGCGCGCCGAUGUCAGGAGGGGGAUGGAAGUGCAUGGCUUUGCGACCAGGAACGGGUUUGCCGAUGAUGUGUUCGUCGGGAGCGGCUUGAUCAACAUGUACGCCAAUUGCACUCGGACGGAUUACUCAGUCAGGGUGUUUGACAAUCUUCCGGGCCGAGAUGCCAUUCUCUGGAACUCGAUGCUUGCAGGGUGUGCGCAGAAUGGGUCGGCUGAGGAGGCGCUUGAAAUAUUCCGUCGUAUGCUGCGUUCUGGGAUCAGACCUAUGCCCGUGACUUUCUCCAGCCUCAUACCUGUCUGUGGCAACCUGGCCUCGCUGCAUCUCGGGAAGCAGCUGCAUGCGUAUGUGAUAUUUGGUGGGUUAGACGGUAAUGUGUUCAUAACCAGCUCCUUGAUUGACAUGUACUGCAAAUGUGGAGACGUUAGCACUGCUCGUCACAUCUUUGACCGGAUUCAGUCACCUGACAUUGUAUCAUGGACUGUGAUGAUCAUGGGGCAUGCAUUACAUGGUCCAGCAAGAGAAGCUCUGGUGUUGUUUGACAGGAUGGAGUUGGGAAAUGUCAAGCCUAACGAUAUCACCUUCUUAGCAGUCUUGACUGCAUGCAGUCAUGCUGGAUUGGUGGACAAGGGUUGGAAGUACUUCAACAGUAUGUCAGACCAUUAUGGCAUUGUUCCUUCCCUUGAGCAUCACGCAACACUUGCAGACAUCCUUGGCUGUGCGGGGAGGUUAGAAGAAGCAUAUAAUUUCAUCUCUGAGAUGCCAAUAAAACCAACUGCAAGUGUCUGGUCUACCUUGUUAAGGGCAUGCAAGGUCCAUAAAAAUACAGUGUUAGCCGAGGAAGUUGCCAAAAGAAUCUUCGAGCUUGAACCUAGGAGCAUGGGAUCUCAUGUAAUUUUAUCAAAUGCGUAUUCAUCUUCCGGGAGAUGGAAUGAAGCAGCCCGCCUGCGAAAAUCUAUGAGAAAGAAGGGCAUGAAGAAGGAACCAGCUUGCAGUUGGAUUGAAGUGAAGAACAAAAGGCAUGUGUUUGUAGCUCAUGAUAAGUCCCAUCCUUGGUAUGAAAGGAUUAUUGGUGCACUUAAUGUUUUCUCAGAGCAGAUGGCACGUCAAGGGUAUGUUCCCAAUACAGAGGAUGUUUUCCAGGAUAUUGAAGAAGAGCAGAAGAGCCAUGUGUUAUGUGGCCACAGUGAGAAACUUGCAAUGGUAUUUGGUAUUAUAAGUACACCACCUGGAACAACAAUUCGUGUGAUGAAGAAUCUCCGAGUUUGUGUUGACUGCCACACGGUAACAAAAUUUAUUUCGAAGAUAGUUGGGAGGGAGAUUGUUAUGCGUGACGCAAACCGUUUCCACCAUUUUAAGGACGGGAAUUGCUCCUGCGGGGAUUUUUGGUGAUUGAGCUAAAGGUCGGGAUCCUUUCAUGCUGUGUUUCAGACCUUGUAGUUCACUAGACAUAUAUCAUGUGUUCUUCGAGUGGGGAGGCAGUCUGUUUUUUCUGAACUUACAGUAUUACGACGAUAGCAUUUUUUGCAGACAUAAUAGCUAAACUAGAACCAUCUGAACAUCAAAACAUCAGUAUAUGUAUUGGGUCUUUUAACAUAUUGGUAUUCUAGU
Molecule: messenger RNA, 2178 nt
Organism: Lolium rigidum
Lineage: Eukaryota; Viridiplantae; Streptophyta; Magnoliopsida; Poales; Poaceae
Product: putative pentatricopeptide repeat-containing protein At3g23330
Exons: 2
Coding region: 1-1959 (652 amino acids)
Biological process (GO): RNA modification
Molecular function (GO): zinc ion binding; protein binding; RNA binding
Source: RefSeq, a predicted model, not a curated record